GCAGUGAUAGCGAGCGCAGCGCCUCGGUUUAUCCACAAUCCUGCACAGCACCAACCCACCGCCGCUAAACGCCCCCAUUUCUUUUUACUUGAAACCUUUUACUCCCGCUCGCAGGCAGUGCUGCACGAGGACUAGGAUGACUGGGAAGACCCAGACCAGCAACGUGACCAACAAGAAUGACCCACGCUCCCUCAACUCCCGCGUCUUCAUUGGCAACCUCAACACAGCUGUGGUGACCAAGGGCGACAUCGAGGCCAUCUUCGCCAAGUACGGGAAGAUUGUGGGCUGCUCGGUGCACAAGGGCUACGCCUUCRUCCAGUACGCCAGCGAGAGGAACGCCAGGGUGGCCGUGGCCGGGGAGAACGCCAGGGUAAUCGCCGGACAAUCACUAGACGUCAACAUGGCAGGAGAGCCCAAACCAUACAGGCCUAAGAUGGGCUCCAAGAGGCCUCUCUCGUCCCUCUACAGUGGCUAUGAGUUUGACUAUGACUACUACAGAGACGAUUUCUACAGCAGACUCUUUGAGUAUCACGGUCGUGUCGUGCCCCCGACUCGGGCUGUGGUCCCCAUCAAACGUUCAAGACUACUUGUCCCCUCCACACGCAGAGCCAAAUCCUCCUUUACAGCCAGAGCUUGUUCCUCCUCUUCUUCCUCCUCCUCGACCUCCUCCCGAGCACUCCAUGCCGGCUCCUCCAUCGUGGCCCCUAAACUGAAGACAGACCAGCUCCUAACAAUCAAAAGGGAGCUGUCACAGAUCAAGACCAAGAUCGACUCACUGCUGGGAAGGCUGGAGAAGAUUGAGCGGCAACAUCGCUGUGACGCCGUGAUGCAGAGGAAACAAGAGGAGAUGUGUGAAUGUCUCCAUGGUGAUGCGUUGGACCACUCUGGUGGAGAGGAAGCAGAGGGGACAGCCGAGGUGGAGGCGGGGGAGAUGACGGACGGUGGUGAAGAUGACUUUGAAGAUGAAGGCACUAGCGACAUGGUAAUUAGGACAAGACGCCAUUUCCAGUCUCGACAAGGAGUGAGUGAUAGAGAACCACAUAUCAGACAUUGACAACUGAGUAAGUUUGAAGAGAAGAAGCCUACAAUACAUGAAGUUGGAGGAACAGAUACCAGCAAUACCUUUAUAGAGAGGGUGUAUUUGAAAUUAAAUGAAAGCAAUGAAGGCAGAAGGAAGAGUUUUACAACCUUGUUUGUUGCUUGUUUGCUUCGUUAGAACAAAACACUCCCAAUGUGAACUUCAUCAAAAUGCUGGUUAUGAAUAUUCUCCACACUGCUGCAGCGAGAUCAACUUUAAACAGCAAUCAAUAUUUUCCCCUCAGACUGAUAGCCUUGUGGAAAAUCAGGACAAUAAAGUAUAUUGUGUGCUUAAUAUAUUAUGAUCUGUAUUGUGCAUAAAAAUACAAUUACGUGAUCAAUGAAAUGAACCAUGAGAUGCCCUCCUUUUGUUGUACUGCAGAUGUAUUUGUUCUGUUUCUGUGCAUUUAAAAAGCAAAUAUGAAUGUACGAGGAACACGUUUUCUUUUCACAGAUGAUAAUUAUGUGAUUUUCUGUUAUUUGUAGAUUAUGCUGAAAAUGUACAGUAUGUAAUUUAUUCACAAACUGUAUUGUAUGCACAUCACGUUUUGUCAUUUGUUUAAACAUGAUAGGGUGCAUUUUUAAAUUCUGUUUAUAUUCUGUUUAUGGUAAUCAAAAGAUAAUUUUUUACUAUUAGCAUGUUUAAAAUGUGGCUAUUUUGCAUCAUUUGUAUUCAUUGCAUCUGUCACAGCUAUGGAAGAUAACAGUUUUUGAAAUAAACCUGU
Molecule: messenger RNA, 1802 nt
Organism: Paralichthys olivaceus (Japanese flounder)
Lineage: Eukaryota; Metazoa; Chordata; Actinopteri; Pleuronectiformes; Paralichthyidae
Source: RefSeq, a predicted model, not a curated record